Messenger RNA from Trifolium pratense (red clover), 1512 nucleotides. Its product is annotated as WAT1-related protein At4g08290-like. The record is from RefSeq and is a predicted model, not a curated record. Bases 87 to 1241 code for a protein of 384 amino acids. Lineage: Eukaryota; Viridiplantae; Streptophyta; Magnoliopsida; Fabales; Fabaceae. Gene Ontology annotation, cellular component: plasma membrane. Gene Ontology annotation, molecular function: transmembrane transporter activity. The transcript has 6 exons.
AAUGUACAAAGUCACUACCACAGCCAUAAGCAAUAUCGUUCAUUUGCUUACCGCACCAAAAGAGUAGCAGAGAUAUAUUGACAAAGAUGGGUGCGUGGUUAAGAAAUGCAAAGCCAUAUCUACUACUCUUGGCUGUUCAAUUUGGUUCUGCAGGUAUGUUCAUUUUUGCCAUGGAUGCUAUCAAGAAAGGAAUGAGCCAUUACGUCUUCAUCGUCUACCGGAAUGCCAUCGCCGCCGUAACUUUAGCUCCUUUCGCAUUUCAUCUAGAAAGGAAAAUUAGGCCAAAGAUGAGUGUCCGUGUAUUUUCUGAGAUUAUGGCACUGGCUUUCUUUGAAAUAAUACUUGAUCAAUGUUUUGCCCUGUUGGGAAUGAAAUUAACGUCUGCAUCGUUCCUGUCUGCUGUAAUGAACUCUGCGCCGUCCAUUACUUUUGUUUUGGCCGUCAUUCUAAAAUUGGAGCACAUGAAGAUUAAGGAGAGAGCAUGUCAAGCAAAAAUAAUUGGCACUGUAGUAACCUUUGGAGGAACAUUGCUAAUGGCAUUGUACAAAGGUCCUGUUGUUAGUGUUGUGAGGUCAUCCAUUAGUCAUGUUACCCGCCAGCCUGUGAAUGACUCCACUGGUGGUAACGACCGGUGGAUCAUAGGGACAUGUUUCCUCCUCAUUGGUUGUGCCGGCUUUUCUGCCUUUUACAUAUUACAGGCCAUAACGUUGAGAAAGUAUCCGGCACCAAUGUCUUUGGCUACUUGGGUUUGUUUCGUUGGUGCAAUUCAAAGCUUUGUGGUCGCAUUUUUCGCUGAGCGACACAACUCUCAUGCUUGGUAUCUUGGUUGGGAUACACGACUCUUUGCACCCGCUUAUGCGGGGAUAGUUACAUCAGGAGUCCAGUAUUACAUACAAGGUAUGGUCAUCAAAAGUAUGGGACCUGUUAUUGUAACUGCUUUUAAUCCCGUCCGUAUGAUCAUUGUAACCGCCUUGGCGUGCAUCAUCCUCUCCGAGCAACUCUUCCUCGGAAGUAUUAUUGGAGCAAUUGUGGUGGUUCUUGGGCUUUAUCUAGUUGUGUGGGGAAAAUCUAAAGAAUACAAAGCUAGGAAUAAUAUGCAACAAUCACGUACAAAGGAGUCAACAUUGCAAGAUCAACAACAGCUACCAGUGACAGCUCCUCCUAAAAAUGAAAGUAGUGAUAAUAAAGCUCAAAUUGUCAUUCAUAAUGAAGAAAAAUGUCACGGUUGUGACCAAAAUUAAAUGGGCCUUGGCUUUUUUUAAAGUGGCCAUUAAUUAGAGUUACCAUUUUGAUUCAGAUCAUGACACUGAUCUAAGCCCAAUUUCAUGCCUAUGUUACACGUAAAAGGAAAUUGGCCACUUGGCAUGGAGCACUAACUGCUCAUUUAAUUAGCGGUCACUUGGUUGAAUUAUGAGUAUAUUCAUUGAAGUGCUUUUGAAAGAAGGAAAACAGUGUAUCAUCCAUUUUGUGGUUUGAGAUUCUAUAAUUGUAAAAGUAAAUCAUAAUUUUACA